Molecule: messenger RNA, 1374 nt
Organism: Trichoplusia ni (cabbage looper)
Lineage: Eukaryota; Metazoa; Arthropoda; Insecta; Lepidoptera; Noctuidae
Product: dual specificity tyrosine-phosphorylation-regulated kinase 2-like
Exons: 2
Coding region: 352-1194 (280 amino acids)
Biological process (GO): peptidyl-threonine phosphorylation; peptidyl-serine phosphorylation
Cellular component (GO): nucleus
Molecular function (GO): protein serine/threonine kinase activity; ATP binding; protein serine/threonine/tyrosine kinase activity
Source: RefSeq, a predicted model, not a curated record
UUCCAUGCGGCCGAACGGUUCAAUGACUUUGGCGACCGUUUCUAUUUUCUCUCUGGUUUUGUCGUCGGGUCGGCCCGCAAGGAAGGGGUCUUUGUUUGCGUUUCACGUUCGCGUCGCACGGUAUCAUCUGCGAACGCGGCUCUAUCGUAUCGUUUCCGAGACGGAAUGUGCCCGCAUAAGUGGAAGCGUGGGUCUCGCUCCUCCCGGUCGAUGUGAAAUGUCGUGCAGUGUGCCAGAGUGGCGCCGUCUUCGAGUGCAAGUGCAGUGAGGUGCAGUGGUGUGUGCGAGCGCGCGUGGGUCGACUCGGCCACGGCGAGCGAGGUGCGCGGAGGUGGCGGCGGCCGCGCGGCCAUGACCGGCGACAUACCUGUAGGGGCUCUGGUGGGCGCUCGAGGGUUCGGGCGCGUUUUGCUCCGGGACGGGGCGCUGCCACCGCUCGAGCCCGGCCCGCCCGCGCCGCAGCCGGCCAACAACGCGCAGCCGCCCGACAAGCGGCCGCCCGCUGCGGCCGCUAGCCCCGAGCAGGUCAUGAAGCUCUAUAUGAGCAAACUUACCCCCUACGAACACCGUGAAAUAUUCGAUUACCCCCAAGUGUACUUCAUAGGCGCGAACGCCAAGAAACGUCCCGGGCUCGUCGGGUUUCCGAACAAUUGCGACUACGACAAUGAGCAAGGCUCGUACAUACACAUACCCCACGAUCACAUAGCGUACCGGUACGAGGUGCUCAAGGUGAUCGGCAAGGGUAGUUUCGGUCAGGUCGUCAAGGCGUACGACCACAAGAAACGCGAGAACGUCGCUCUCAAGAUGGUCCGCAACGAGAAGCGGUUCCACCGCCAGGCGCAGGAGGAGAUCCGCAUACUGGAGCACCUCCGCGAGCAGGACAAAGACAAUACCAUGAACGUCAUCCACAUGUUCGACUCGUUUACGUUCAGGAACCACACAUGCAUCACAUUCGAGCUGCUCUCGAUCAAUUUAUACGAGCUGAUAAAGAAGAACAAGUUCCAAGGGUUCUCCCUGCAACUCGUUCGCAAAUUUUCCCACAGUCUGUUGCAGUGCCUGCAUGCACUGAACAAGAACAGAAUCAUACACUGUGACAUGAAGCCAGAGAACGUGCUGCUCAAGCAACAGGGACGAUCCGGCAUAAAGGUAAUUGACCUCAUUCAUUGUCCAGAUAAAUGCUUCGUGUUACCUUGACAGGUAUGAAAACGUUUAACAUCUAAUACAAGGAAAUCGAUUUGAUUUGUGACGAUAGUUUGGAACAAAAGUCGUAGUAAAUAUUCGUUACGAGGUAAAAGAGGUAUUACAAUCUGAUAUGUUAUUGUAAGGUCGUAGCCGUUUAAAUUCCUCAGGACUUUUUUACUUAGUCCUCAUGAU